GAGACGGGAAAUGUCAGUUCCCCGCAAGAACGUCACAUCUCGACGUCUCUGUUGGGAAAGAGCUGAUAGAAGAGAGAACAGAGAACAGGACAAGUACGCUUCUCCGGCUUAUAAAGAGACCAACAGCCGACACAAAACAGACUGGACACGAGGGACAGAGAAGGUGAAUGCGCCCUGAGAAUGAUUUUAAGCCUAUAUUUCCCCGAUCUGCUGUGUGUGUGAUUAUAACAGUGGAUUUUGUCAAGGAUGAUUCAGUCUCAGGAUCAUAUUUUCUGAUGCUUUUAUCAGGUCUUGUAUGGAUUUAUCAUAGCAAAAAUAUUUUCAAAAUCAACUUUUUCGGACUACCCACUUUUGGAGAACUUUUACGCACAGACUCCGUGUGUUUGGGUGACUACAAACCAUUACUACAAGCUUUUUUUUUUUUUUUUUUUUUUUAAGUGUUUUGAAACUUUCUGCGCGCUAUUUUACAUUUCAGGUUGCACACUAAUCCAGUUUGCCCGAUUUCUCAAGUGAAUCAUCGGUAUCACAUCUCGCUUCUUGGCUGUACCCGUAAUAGCAACACAGAUCGCUUAACACCUCGCGGACAGACGCUGGUGCCUUCUAAACUGGGGUUUGGUGCCAUAUAUGUUCUUUCUCCAUUUGUUUUGAGGAGUUUCUCAUCUCUAGACGACAAUAUUAUCUUCCAUCUGAAAUGCUGCCCCUGUCUCCUCUGCUGCUCCUCGUUUUCCCCGCUGCGCUCUUUGUGGCCGCGCAAGGCGCCGGGGACCUCCAGGGUUUCACCUUCCACAGUGGAAGCGCAGGCUUCGAUCCAACAGAUCCCUGCAUGAUGGUGUCUCCACCAUGUAUGAGCGAGGCAGAUCGCUACAGCCUGGAGGCCCUGCGGAGCAUCCAUCAGAUGAUGGAUGAUGACCAGGAUGGAGGGAUCGAGGUGGAGGAGAGUGUGGAGUUCAUUAUUGAAGACAUGAAGCAGCAGCAGACCAACAAACAUAGCAACCUGCACAGAGAAGACCAACACAUCACUGUUGAGGAGCUCUGGAGGGGCUGGAAGUCAUCUGAGGUACAUAAUUGGACUCAAGAUGCAGUGCUUCGCUGGCUGAAGGAGUUUGUUGAGUUACCACAGUAUGAGAGAAACUUCAAAGACUUUAAGGUCAAUGGAAACACUCUCCCCAGGAUUGCAGCUAAUGAGCCUUCAUUCCUGAGUGUCCAGCUGAGGGUUCAGGACCAGAGAGACAAACAGAAGCUCAACAUCAAAGCUCUGGAUGUAGUAUUGUUUGGGCCACCUACACGCCCUCCACAUAAUUACAUGAAGGACCUGCUGCUGAUUGUGUCAGUGGUGAUGGGAGUUGGAGGCUGCUGGUUUGCCCAGGCCCAGAACAAAGCCAGUAAAAUCCACAUAACCAAGAUGAUGAAAGAUUUGGAAAGUCUUCAGAGGGCUGAACAGAGCCUCAUGGAUCUACAGGAACAACUGGAGCGAGCCCAGGAAGAGAAGCGUAAUGUCGCAGAGGAGAAGCAGAACCUGGAGGAGAAGAUGAGGGAUGAGAUCAUAGGAGCACAGGAGGAGGCUCACCGUCUGCACGAGCUGAGGCAGGGAGCUGUCACUGAGCUCAGCCGCCUCCGAUAUGCAGAGGAAGAGCUAGAACAGGUCCUUGGGGCACUGAAGCAGGCUGAAAAGGACAUGCAGGCAAGCUGGACUGUAUCAGAGGCUCUCCAGCAGUGGCUGCAACUGACGCAUGAAGUAGAAGUCCAGUACUACAAUGUCAAGAAACACAGUGCAGAACUACAGCUUGCCACCGCCAAGGAAGAGGCAGAGAGGAUUAAGAAGAAGAGGAGUUCUGUACUGGGGACUCUCCAUGUCGCCCACAGCUCCUCUCUAGACCAGGUUGACCAUAAAAUCCUGGAAGCAAAGAAUGCCCUAUCUGAUGUAACAGCAUGCCUACGGGAGCGCCUCCAUCGCUGGCAGCAGAUUGAGCACCUCUGUGGCUUUCCCAUCAUCAAGAAUCCUGGUCUAGCAAACCUCACUGCUCAGCUCUACUCAGAUUCAUUGGCUUUGGGUUUCCCCAGAGCCACCCAGCCAUCUUGUUCAUGCCAUAGCUCCGAACAUGGAUCUAUAGAGGAUCUGUUAGAAGACCCAGCUUCUCCAAUCUUACCACAGAUGCCAGUUCCAGUUCCACCAAUGAAGCGCUCUCCUCGAACACGGGGAUCCACCAUAUGUCGGCCACGUCGUCCUGGUGUCAUCACUCAGCCACCAACUGCCAUGAUCUCCCCAGACCCUGACCUUCUCAUUCCCAUCCGAUCCCCUUACCCAUGCUUUGAUGAGGAAGAUGAGCUCUUCCUGAAAACUCUAAAAAAACAAGACACCCAAGAGAUUUUCUCAGAGGCUGAUUAUAUCACCUCAACUCCUCUCAGCAAAAUGUUCCGUAGUCCCGCUGUUGACCCCUCCUCUCGAAAGCUCUAUCAUGAUGAAACUGAGCUGCUUGCAGACAGCUCCAUUACAAAGCCUCUGAGUAAUGAAGUGGAAGCUGUUGAAUCUCCAGUUCGGAAAAUUUCCAUAGAUGAGCUUGAAGCCUCUGUAGAUGUUACCUGCAGGAAGAUGGCAAAAGACAAAGUGCUGGAUACGUCUUCCGAAACCCCUUUGAAGAUGUCCAAAGAGGAGUCUUUGAUAGAAGCUAUAUCCAGGAAGAUAUCCAGAGACAGGAUGGACAUUCCCAUGGAUGUUACUGUUAGAAAGUGUCUUGCCAGUGAGUUGGAUGCAGAAUUUCCAUCCAGGAAAGUAGAGAGAGAUACCAUGGGGGAUUUGAUGGACACUGCUUCAAGGAAUAUAUACAGAGAAAAAAGUGAUUUACCACUGGAUGUGAGAAAGCUUCUUUGGAAUGAAUUAGAAGCACUGACAGAUCAACAGACAUCACGGAAGCUAUCGAGAGAUAUGAUGGGGGCUUCAAUGGACAGCAUCACAAGAAAGAUAAUAAGAGACGAUGCUGAGCGUCCAUUUGACUCAGUUUCCAGAAGACUUACAAGAGAUUCAAUGGGAAUGUCCCUAGACACGGGUUCUAGAAAGCUUCCACGCAAUAAAGGAGAAUGCCAGCUUGAUUCCUCUGUGAGGGCAUUAGCAAUAGACAAAAUGGUUGAAACCACUAGAACACCACCAAGAAAGAUAUCUAGAGAUGAAUUGGAGUAUAGUACAGAUACUGUUUCCUUAAAGUUGCUACCCAGAGAGAGAUUUGAUGCACUUAUGGAUACCUCAUCUUCUGCAGAGAAGCAAGAGUUUGGUUUAGAGCCAUCAGCAAACAGGAGGAUACUUAGAGAUGAACUUGAGAUGUCUGCUGGUUCUCUCAGAAGGAGAAUACCAAGAAUGCCAAGAGAGGAUAUUGACAGUUCCAUAGACAAUCCCAAAGGAAAUAUUUGGGAUAGAGUUGAUAUUCCAAUGGAAAUACCUAAACAAUCGAUACUGAGGGAAGAGUUUGAAGCAUCUGAAUCAAGUUCAUCUCCAGGUCAAAUUGGACAGCCAGACCUUAUGGUAACUUCCCAGGUGCCAUGGAAGUCGUCAUCAGACCUUUUCACCGUUGGCCCAUUGAGCCAGCUUGUGUAUGAUGGAAUCCUUGAGAAAUCCUGCAGCUCCAUGACAACAGCCCCAACCAGCCUCUCUGCCUCAACACCUAACCUCCCUCAGAGCAGGCUGCUAGCGGAGAUGGAGCCACCUUUACCACCACCAAGGGUGACCUUCCAAUCUCCUGCUUCACCCACUGAAACUAGAGAUGAGAGGAACAAGGAUAAGGAAAAGAGCAAGAAAUCCCUGAAGCUUAAAAAUCUUUUUAAAAAGAAAAAUGAGUCAACUCCAGAGAAGCUUCAAAGUGGUCUUCAGAAACUCUGACAAUCAGUUGAUAUUGUAUAUUCAAUCAGCUGAUAUUUUCUUUUUUUCCUCUUUGCUAAUAUUUUAUUGAACCAGAAAACUGAGUUUCAGAAUCUUAUUGAAGAUAUCAAGUAGCAGUUUUAGAAAACAUAAUCUUACUUAAAACUUUUCUGACAUUUCCAUAAUAUCAACAUAAAAGUAGAGUAAGAGAAAUGGUAUAUUGAUGUUUCCAGUCUCUGAGCACUGACAGAGUCACAGUAUGAUAUCUAAUGCUGAGUGUAAAAAGAAUUAAAGAUAUAGUACAUUUAGGCAUAUAAGUCAGUUGCAUAUGUAAGGAAAUCAAUAUGACACUCAGUAGAGUUUUUACAUAAUUUAUUUUAUAUUUAAAGAUGAUUUCUUUCAUUAAGUCUUAUGUAGACAUAUGGUUGAUACCAUAUUUUAGGUGUAGAUUUUUUGAUGCUUUGCCUAUGGUUGAAGGAUUAAAUGAUGUUUAAUCAGAUGCUGCUCUUCUGUAUAACAGAGGCAAUGCUUGAAUUUGAUUUAAACCUCCAAUGAAGACACUUAUUGCAGUAGAAAAUGAAUGGAUUCUAUUCUGAGAGAAAUGUUAUUAAAUUUAGCGAUGUCUUGAUAACAGUAUUUUCCCCUGAUCUUGAUUUGAGUCAUAUGAUAUAGGGUAUGAAAUAGAGCAUAGUCUGACAAUUUGUAAACUUUUCCACACAACUGCAUAGUGUACACAUAAAUAUUAGUAAGACUACUGAAAGGCACUGAAAACCUAGUUUGUUAAUUAGCUUACUGUGAAUGAUGGAAUCCUACAUCAACACUAAAUUUAGAGCAACUACAAUCAGCACUAAGUAGAUUAGCCAGUUAUAUUUUAGAUUUGGACUGGGUUUUUUUUCUUCUUAUCUUUACAUUUGAUUGUUGCCUGAUUUGUGCUUGAUUUGAAACCAACAUAUGUUUGACAGCUGAGUAGGUUUGCACUCCAUUAUAUAACAAAAAAUGUUUCCCUUAAAUGGUGUCAUGUAAUAUUUUGCAUAGAUUGUCCAAAAUCAAUAUGGAAAGAGAUGGAUCAAUGUAAAUCUGUUGUAGCAGAGAGCUUUGGACAGAGUUUUAGACAGCCUCUUUUUAUCUCAAGAAUGAUCAAAAGUUUGAAUGCCAUUUUACAACCAACAUCAGCACUUUUAAGGAGUGAUUCACUUGCAAAAUGUUGCUGAAAUUACAUUGUUCACUAAGGCGUGUGCUGUUGCAACUGAAACUGCUGGCUGCUUCGUAUUUAUUUUGUGCACUCUACCAUUCACUCACAGACACCUUGGUCAAAGCAUAAUGGUGGUAUUUUCAUGAAGUGCAGUGGGGCAUUUUUAACAUUUGGUGAACCAGUUACAAACAAAUAGUCUACAAGUUUGCAAAUGGAUCAGGCUUUACAUUAUAAAUAGUGACACAUUUAUAAAAGAAUCCUCUGUGAUCCCGAUCCUGUGGAUCAGCUUUGGACAACCAAAGUUUUAUUUAAAACAUUCAUCCUGGAUCUUAAAAAUGCUCAAGUUUACUUGCUAAAACAGUAAAUGUGAAAAUACUGUUGCUGUUUUCUUUUUUUAAUGAGUGCAUUUAAAUGCAUAUUUUCAAUGCUUGAAUUGUUUGUUUAUGGAGGAUUUAUGUUUCUUUUAUUGUUUACAGGCAUAAAGUCAAUGCCUUGACUAGUUUAAAAAAAUGUAGCUUUUAAUUGAUUUUAAAAAGACUUAUUGGAAUACAUUUUUAAUACAUCUUUAAUUUCUUUGUUUGACUGUCAAGUGUCAGGAAUAUAUGAAUAAAAUGUUUUCCCUUGUCUUAGAUGAGGACAACUGCUGAAUUCUAGUAUGAAAAAAAUAUUUCAUGUGCUGUUGUCAUCUGCUGAUUUAUUUAACAACUGGUGAUAGAAGAAAUAAAUAAGGUCAAAUCUGAAUGUUAAUCGCAGUUUAACAGUGAAGUAGUCCUUAUAUUAUGAUUAUUAUGAUUAUGAGUUGAAGAACAGAACCUUCAUGCUCAGCAAUAGGGAAACUUUGAUGGGUGAUGUCUUUGUACAAAAGACAACUGAUUGAACAGAACAGCAGUGUUAACAGUAAGACUUAGAAUUACAGAGCCACAGUAUAAUUCAGUUUGGAGUGUUGAACUGUAAGAUCCAACUCUUUUGUUUGAAUCUUUGAUGCAUCGCAUUAUCUUUCCACUAGAGGUCAGCUGAGUUUCACCUGGAGACUGUCUCAGUUACAGGUCAUUAUGGUCAUGGUUAUUGUACAGUAUAUCUUUCUUUUCCUUUUAAUUUGCCAAUAAAAGAAGUUUAAUAAAUUUUCAGAGAAGCAAAGAAUUAAUUAAAUAAUUCAUUUUACACCAAAUGAAACACCUAGAAUGAAAAAUACGCAAAAUAUUUUGACUGGUCAGAAGUUAAAAUGCACAAUGCAUAUACAACCAUAUUAAGCAUAUUAUUGAACUAGGAGUUAACCAAGUAAAAGAAAUGCUCACAAUAUGCUAGCUCACCCUACAGUUCAAAUACUGUUCCAUACUGUUCAAUACUGUUUGUACAUAGGUAUAUUCACGUGUUUAAUAGUUUGAUUAAUUGCUUUUAAUCAAUAAUGCAAGUCUAUUUUGAUAAAACACAGAGAAGCAGUACCCAUUAUGAGAUACAUUAAGUUCUAAUGAGGUUAUGAAUACCUGUAUUGAGUAUUGUUGUUUUCAGUGUGACUGUCAGCCUCUUAAGUUCAUUGUACUCAUGUACUUGCUCACUCACUCGCUUGGUUUAGCAGGAAGACUUGAAACACAGAACACACAUAACAGCUAAAAGAAAGACAAGAGGAAAUGGCAAGUUAAACUCUGGACCUGAAUUUGAAGCUUUUGGUUUUAAACUCAUUUCAUGCUGUGUGAUGUCUUUGAAGACCCCCUCUUCUGUCUGGUCUCUGCCUACUGGUGUGUUUGUCUGUCUUGAGCCCAGAACACAACAUGUGUUGUAUACACACUUUUUACAAACUUUCAGCUGCAUCAUUCUUUCCAGUGUUGGCUGGUAGCGAAAACCUCUACUACACACUUAUGGUCAAUAAAGUUUUCUUUCUUAA
Messenger RNA from Lates calcarifer (barramundi perch), 6921 nucleotides. Its product is annotated as stromal interaction molecule 2. Gene Ontology annotation, molecular function: protein binding; calcium ion binding; calcium channel regulator activity. NCBI's taxonomy places the organism in Eukaryota, Metazoa, Chordata, Actinopteri, Centropomidae. The record is from RefSeq and is a predicted model, not a curated record. Gene Ontology annotation, biological process: activation of store-operated calcium channel activity; intracellular calcium ion homeostasis; store-operated calcium entry. Gene Ontology annotation, cellular component: plasma membrane; endoplasmic reticulum. Bases 692 to 3868 code for a protein of 1058 amino acids. The transcript is spliced from 12 exons.